AUGGACCCGAAGAAAACACCGGAAAGGAGGAAAACUCUAUCAACUAAUGUUUCCACUCGAUCAUAUAAACCUACUGCAAUUUCUAUACCCACAUCCGAAGAAGUCUGGGCUAGGCUGCCUAAACAUCACGUACCUGAACAUGUUUCACAACCCAAGAAACAAAAUUUACCACAAACUUCGAUUCCGGGUGCAAUGAUCUUUUCCUACGCGACAAUUGGUUCGGAAGAAUAUGAUCGAACUUCACCUGAUUCGAUUCCUUCGAAACUCGCAUCCAGUCUUCACGCUUAUAGAAAAAAUAUUAAUAUUUGUAAACAGCCAAAAAUUGUGCCAUAUGAAUAUAAUAAUGUAACCUAUGGACGUAUACCAAUAUCAUCAAAUUUUAAAGCAGCCUUCAUCGAAAAAUGGAGUCUUGACACAGAUCUUUGCGAGAAGACUUCUAGUGAGCCUUUAGUGAUAUUAAACGCGUCUUCUGAUGAUUUGCAAGAGUACCAGUCGAAUACACAAUCACACACAGAACAGUUACCAAAGCAGAGAUAUGUAGAAGACCUCAUAGAUGAUGAAUAUCCACAUAUGAAUACAUACGAAGUGAAAGAGUCUCCAAGGAAACGUAAACAUUCGUUUCAUGAAACUUCAAAUGAUCAGGCAUCCCAGACGCGUAAAUUAUCGAGCCCUAAUGAUGACAAAGAAACCGAAAAUACUGCACACAUAAACGAAGAAAAUCAAUCGCACAAUGUGUCGUCUAGCGAGAUUUAUUCUGAUAACGAAGAACGAUUCAUUAAUUCGAGCUCAAAGUUUACUCUUAAGAGGCGGGGUCCUAAACCUUCCUAUAAAGAGUCUCUGGCGCGAAUAAAUUCCAAUAUGGACUUUUUAGAACGUCUAAAAAUAUUGGCACCUGAAGCGGCAGCAGUUUAUGAUGAUUUAGAAGUUGUCGAAGAAUCAAAAGAUACUGAUCAAGUUAACACCGGACAUAUGAAAACACAUGAUAAUAAGAGAUGGAAAACAAAAGAUACCGAGGAAUUUUAUAAGGUCUAA
Acaulospora colombiana is the source of this 1032-nucleotide messenger RNA. NCBI's taxonomy places the organism in Eukaryota, Fungi, Glomeromycota, Glomeromycetes, Diversisporales, Acaulosporaceae. The record is from the annotation of a GenBank genome assembly.